AUGAAGACGAGGUCGUUGUAGGGCACAAUAGAGAGAUAGAGAGUGCAUGAAGAAGAAGAAAGAAGCAGAAGACGAAGAAGAAGAAGAAGAAGAAGAAGAAGAAGAAGGAGAAGAUGCUCUACAGUCAUGUCACACUUCUCAUGCUUCGCGUCGUCGACGUCGUCGCCAAGACGACUGUUCAGCAAUCGGCGCGCAUGCUCGUCGCCGAGAUUCAUGGCGAGAUUCAGAUCGGCGCCCUCUUCCCGAUCCAUCGUCAGAUCGCCGGAUCGGAGAGUUGCGGCGAGAUUUGGGAACAGUACGGAAUACAACGAUCCGAAAUUGCGAUGCUCACCGUCAAACAGCUCAACGAGGAACUUCCCUUUAAACUUGGCUUAUCAAUACGGUACCCUUCAAAGAUAGAGAGGCUAGGGAAACUCUCAUUUUCAGAGAUUCCUGUUGGACAGAACGAAUAGCCAUGGAACAGACGAUCGCAUUUCUGCGGGAGGGCGUGGCGCAGUGCUCGUGCUGUCAGACGCCCGGGUGCAACAAGAAAAGCGUUCCCGUGGUGGCGGUGAUCGGCCCAGGAAAGAGUUCGUCGACGAUCGCAGUGCAGAACCUGCUGCAAGUGUUCCGAAUUCCGCAAGUCGGCUAUUCGGCCACCACUCCCGAUCUGUCCGACAAGGAGCAGUUUGGCUACUUCCUGCGGGUCGUCCCAUCGGACGUCUUCCAAGCACAAGCCAUCAACCGUCUGCUCCACCACUACAACUGGACCUACGUGGCAGUUCUGUACUCGGCCGGUCAGUCCUCUUUUAGGCGCCUUCGCCGCGUGUACAACCCCCUCCCCCCUUCUCUUUGGGGGGGCUCUUCUUAUGCCCUGCGGGUGCUUCAAGUGGAAUCGAAUUUGUGUCUAUCUCGUUUUUGCCAUCUGAUGAAAAGAAGACGAAGAAGAAGAAGAAGAGGAGCCUGACUUGUGAGGGUGGCGACGCAAUUUUUGCGAAAAAAUAAUUAGAUUGUUGUAUCUGAAGUAGGCGCUGAUAUGCGACGGCCGCGUUUCGGAAAAGAGGGAGGAGAGGGUGGAAGCAUUUCGGAAAGGGAUCAAAGAGCACCAACUUUUCAGGGAACUACGGAGAGAAAGGGUUCGAGAGUCUGGAACGGCUCAUCGCCCACAGAUCCUCGUCGGUCUGCAUCGCCUACUCGGAAAAGAUCAAGACGUUGGCGAGCGACGAGGAGUACCGGCAAGUGCUGAGCCGGCUCGACUCGCAGAACUCGCGGCCCCAGGUGGUUGUGUGCUUCUGCGAGGGAGCCUCCAUGCGACAGUUCUUCAAGGCUCAGAAGCAUUUGGCGGAGGGGAAAAUGCAAAUGAAACGGUUCCAAUGGAUCGGAUCGGACGGAUGGGCGGACCGGAAUGACGUGGUAGAGGAUUUGGAGGAAGAGGCCGAAGGGUCCUUUUCGAUUCGGAUCCACGCUCCGAAGAUUCCCGGAUUCCGGCAGUAUUACACGGCGUUACAUCCCGAGAACAACACGAUGAAUCCGUGGUUUCGAGAGUUCUGGCAACAGAAAUUCAAGUAAGUUUCAGUUUUCCAGAAAUACUUCAAGCACACUUUAUCAAUUUCAGUUGCCAAUUCGCAGUUUCGAAAGAAGACAAGAACAACGAGAACAUCAGAAUCUGCACGGGCGAUGAGAACAUGGAUGAGCAGUACAAAGAGGAUCCGAAGCUGUCGCAAGUGAUCAACUCGAUCCGAGUGGUCGCUUUGGGGCUCAAGGCCAUGUACCAGGACAGAUGCCGGGACAACUCCACUCUGUGCACCGAAAUGCUCUCGCGCAACGGCACUCUUCUCUAUGAAUAUCUUCUGAAUGUGACUUAUAGUGAUCAGUUCAAACAGCCCGUUUACUUCGAUCGGAAUGGAGAUCCUCCGGCCUGGUACGACAUUCUGAAUUAUAUCGGAACGAAAGACCUGGACAACCCGUACAACGAGGUCGGUUCUUUCAAGUCCAUCAAUGAUUACGGCGUCGAGGAGUUGGACAUGACCGCCAGAAGCAUGUUCUUCGACAAGACUGAGCUGCUUCCCGAGAGUGUUUGUAGUCGACCGUGCGGAGUUGGACAGAGGGUGAGUACAGUAAUCCUUCCCUUCCACUUUCUGACUAUGCUCUUUGCAGCAACGAGAAACGAUGGCAUGUUGCUGGAUUUGUGAGUCGUGUCUCGAUAUCCAGUACGUCAACAAAUCCACGAAUCAGUGUAUGAACUGUUCGCUCGGCUCCUGGCCGAAUGUGGACCGUUCCGGCUGCGACGAGAUAAUCCCGGAGGUGGUUUCGUGGACCUCGUUCGGUCACAUCCUCGCUCUCGUGCUCGCAGUCACCGGAAUCAUCACCAGUAUCGCCACGCUCGUCGUCUUCCUCCGCCACAAUUCGACGCCGGUCGUGAAGAGCACCACGCGAGAGCUCAGCUACAUCAUCCUCUCCGGACUCGUCGCCUGCUACGCCGUCUCGUUCGCCCUCCUCGCAACUCCAUCCACUUCGUCGUGCUUCAUCACCAGAGUCAUCCCUCCGAUCGCGUUCGCCGUCGUUUACUCGGCGCUUCUCACGAAGACCAAUCGGAUAGCGAGGAUUCUGGCGGGCAGCAAAAAGAGGAUUCUCACGAAGAAGCCGCGCUUUCUGACCACGUUCUCGCAGGUCGUCAUCACGUGGAUCCUCGUGGCCGUUCAGUGCGUGAUAGUGGGCGUCGGGUUGAUGCGCGAUUGGCCGGAUGCCACGUACGCCAAGUACGCUCUGCCGAGAAAGCUGAUUUUGGAGUGCGACACCGAAACAAAGUCCUUCCUGAUCCCCUUCUUCUGGGACUUUUUCCUCAUCACUCUCUGCACAUUGUACGCGUUCAAGACUCGAAAUCUGCCAGAGAACUUCAACGAGGCCAAGUUCAUCGGGUUCACAAUGUACUGCACAGUCGUCGUCUGGAUCGCCUUCCUCGUCCUUCACAUGGGAACGACGCACAAGGCUCUCGUCAUGAGCUUCUCCUAUUCUCUGUCCGCUUCCGUCGCUCUCGCUCUUCUGUUCUUCCCGAAGCUCUACAUCAUUCUGAUGCAUCCGGAAAAGAACAUUCGAGCGUCCUACACGACAACAAAACUGAUCAGGUGUCAUUUCGGAAACUCGCAAGCCGCCUACGAUAGCACGAGCAAACAACAGCAUCUGGGAUCGAAGACCACCGCGAGAACGUCAGUGCAAAGCGGUUCAGCGAGGUUCGAUUCUUGUUUCUCAUCAAUUUCUCCUAACAUUUUCCCGUUUCAGUAAGUCUUCAAGCAUGGGCGGAGGGGUCACCCGGACGGCUUCUGUGCACGUGCCAGUCUCGCGAGGGAGCACGCAUUCGACGGACGUAUCCACACAGACUGAAGGUAUUGUGAAGAGUGAAAACUGUUCAAUACUAACUAAAUUCUAUGCAGCAAGCAAAUUUGCAAGAAGCUUCUCGAUAGUUGGUCGGAAGAAGCAAGGACUCGAAGAUGAUGUGCAGCAAUUGGUGGAUGCGUGCAGGAGAUAUCAGGUGGGUCCGGCCGCCCGUAGAACCAUUCGAAAGGGUCACUUCUCUCAGGACGAGAAGAUCAACUCGUCGGCUGCCAACUUGCUUUUGGAAGAAGCGGAAGACGAGGUAGGGGCCCUUCUGGCCGAUUCGAUCGAGAACAGCAUGCGGACGGUGCUGUCGACGGUGGCCGCGAAGGCGGUAGUUCCGCUGGUGCCAAUGGUCACCAGCGCGCCGCCGCAGGAAGAUAACUUUGAACAGGUACUCCCAUCCCAUCCGAACUUUCGUUUCAAUACUUGAUAAGUUGAUUCUUAAUCGUCAAAUCUGUCUAGACAUUCAAAAGUUCUAACACGCUUUCUUUCCAGACGAGACCCGAGUCUGCUCUAUCCUCUCUCUUGUCGGUUCAACGUUAUUUUCAUUUUUUUUCCGCUUUCACACAUCCUCAGUUCUCUUUGCUUGGCCACUGAUUCAGUUCGAAUAAGCUCGCUUCCUCGCCCUUUGCUUACUUUCGGUUCUGCCUGCACCACCCCACCCCGUGGCUUAUCAGGGGAGCGAGGAGCCCGUGCUCACACUCCUCCUCGCCCCGCCCCUUUUCCGAAGCGAAGAGUUCCGAUUUCAGUUGCUCCGCAGUCGCGGUGUUCAGCCGCUCGCCUUGUCCCAAGCGACUCCGUUAUGAGUAGCAGCAGCAGCAGCAGUCGCGGUCAGCUGAGCCCCGUCUCUUCGGUCGGCUCCGGCUCGCCGCCGAGCUCUCCGUUCCACGACAUGUGCGACGAGGAGUUGGCACAGAUCUCCGUCCGACAGCUCAAUCAAAAACUUAUGGUGAGUCGAAGAGCACUUGGUACAUUCUUGGGCAAAAGGCGGUUUUAGGGUCAAGACAGAAGUGUGGUGUUGCAAUGGAAACAGAAGAGAAGAACGCUCAAGAAUCGGGGAUACGCGUUGAAUUGCCGUGCGCGACGCGUGCAGAAUCAGGCACAACUGGAGACGGACAAUAUUCGACUUCGCAAUGAUGUAGGCUACCGUAAUCCUCAUUAUCCUUGUUUACGAACUGUUUUUCAGCUGAAAGCCGCCCAAAAUGCCUUGCGAGAGGCUCAAAGUCGUCUUCUUUACUACGAGAAUCCGACGUGCUAUCAGUACUAUCACGCCGUCUUCCCCAUCCCGGCACCUCCGUCAAUUGUCACGUCUUCCGAUUGCUCCGCCACGUCAUCAUCCAUCACGCACCAGAUUCCGUCGGAUCCAACGACUAGCGCGUCCAUCCACACGAUCAAGUUCGAAACGGAAUUCAAGUCUGGCUACUGA
Caenorhabditis sp. 36 PRJEB53466 is the source of this 4780-nucleotide messenger RNA. The record is from the annotation of a GenBank genome assembly. NCBI's taxonomy places the organism in Eukaryota, Metazoa, Nematoda, Chromadorea, Rhabditida, Rhabditidae.